Messenger RNA from Hyaloscypha bicolor E, 153 nucleotides. RefSeq lists its product as uncharacterized. The transcript has a single exon. The annotation marks the transcript as partial. Lineage: Eukaryota; Fungi; Ascomycota; Leotiomycetes; Helotiales; Hyaloscyphaceae. The record is from RefSeq and is a predicted model, not a curated record.
AAAGGCUUUUCUGAGUUUAUAUUUUGGGGAGCUUUUUCGUUUAAUAAGAAGGGACCUUAUUAUAUAUGGGAAAAGGAGACUAUAGAGGAAAAGAGAGAGUAUAAAGCUAAUCUUAAUAUAAGGAAUUUAUUAAUUAAGAAGGCUAAUAAAUAA